Messenger RNA from Ambispora gerdemannii, 541 nucleotides. Lineage: Eukaryota; Fungi; Glomeromycota; Glomeromycetes; Archaeosporales; Ambisporaceae. The record is from the annotation of a GenBank genome assembly.
AUGGCAAAUCGCACAGUUUCUGAUGCUAUUGCAGUUCAUGGAACUAACCCACAAUACCUUAUAGAAAAGAUAAUUAGGUCUAGGAUAUAUGACUCAUUAUAUUGGAAAGAAUCUUGUUUCGGUUUAACAGCUGAGACUCUUAUUGAUAGAGCAAUUGAAUUGACAAGCCUCGGUGGACAAUAUGGUAAUCAAAAGCCAACCGAGUUCCUCUGUCUCACGCUAAAAUUAUUACAGUUACAACCUGGUAAAGAUAUUAUAAUAGAGUUUAUUCGGACUGAAGAAUACAAAUAUUUAAGGGCUUUAGGAGCAUUUUAUUUGCGUCUCGUUGGAACCUCGCUUGAAAUUUACCAAUAUCUAGAACCACUUUUAAAUGACUACCGUAAACUGCGUAGAAGAAAUCCAGGUGGUGAUUUCGAAAUAGUAUGUAUGGAUGAGUUUAUUGAUGAGUUGUUACGCGAAGAGCGUGUCUGCGACACUAUACUCCCACGUAUUUCCAAGCGAUAUGUAUUAGAGGAAAAUGAUGAACUUCCGCUCCGGAUAA